Drosophila erecta is the source of this 1703-nucleotide messenger RNA. Its product is annotated as prolyl 4-hydroxylase subunit alpha-1. The transcript is spliced from 5 exons. Gene Ontology annotation, cellular component: endoplasmic reticulum. Bases 70 to 1653 code for a protein of 527 amino acids. NCBI's taxonomy places the organism in Eukaryota, Metazoa, Arthropoda, Insecta, Diptera, Drosophilidae. Gene Ontology annotation, molecular function: protein binding; L-ascorbic acid binding; iron ion binding. The record is from RefSeq and is a predicted model, not a curated record. Gene Ontology annotation, biological process: peptidyl-proline hydroxylation to 4-hydroxy-L-proline.
GGCCCAGUUGGUACCCGAAUAGGAGCCAGUCUACAUCUGUGACUCUUGGUUGAAAGUGCUCAGUUCAAGAUGAAGGAUCGGCAGUGUCUUUAUUUUGGGAUUUUUCAGCUUAUAAUGUGGGCUGGAGUGGCGAAUGGAGAGUUCUACUCAUCGGUGGAUAGUAUGCAUGAGCUGGCACAAGUGGAAGAAGAACUCCUAAAUGCCACGCGUUCGUAUCUGGAGUCCCAGCAAAAGCAGCUUGACUUCUACCGCAGGUAUGUGGAGCAACUGAAACGGGAACAUGAGUGGGCAACAACCCAGUCAAAACUGGAUGAGUAUCUCGGACAUCCUUUGCACGCCUUCAGAUUGAUCAAGCGCUUGGUUCAGGAUUGGGAUGCGCUGAUCCUUGAACCCAUAGUUGACAACGACGCCAGAGAAGAGUUUAGUGCCCACGUGGAGGCUCUGGGCACGGUCUUCGGCUACCCUGAUCAAUCCGAGCUCCAGGGAGCCGUCAAGGGCUUGGCCAGGCUACAGGCGGUCUACAAUCUCACGGCCUCGCACUUGGCCGAUGGAGUCAUCAAUGGUGUUAGCUACGGCUCGGAUCUACGAUGGCGUGAAUGCUACGAAAUCGGAGUGCAGCUCUUCGAUCUUGGGGAGUAUCAGAGAUCCCUGGAAUGGCUUCAAGUGGCUGUUAUGCUUCUGCAGAAUAGUCCGGAAAAGGAAGAGGAUGUGGAGCACUACCUUUCAGAUAUCCGGGAGUACGCAUCCAUGGCAAACUUUGAGUUGGGCAAUCCGAAGAAAGCCGGAAUACUGCUGAAUCAGAUCCUUGAAUCGCAGCCCACACAUUCCGCCCAGCAGACACGAAAGUAUCUGGAGAGCAGGGCGCUAGGAAAGAUUGACCAGGAGACAAACCCCACUUGGCUUGCCAACUAUACGAUGCUGUGCCAGGGCAGAAGAUUGCCAGAAGAGCGGAGUGCUGAUCCACUGAAAUGCUACCUGGAUGGAAAACGCCAUGCUUACUUCACCCUGGCGCCACUCCAAGUGGAGCCGGUGCACCUGGAUCCGGAUAUCAAUGUCUAUCACGGCAUGCUGAGUGCCAACCAGAUUCUGUCCAUCCUCGACGAGGCAGAGAAGAUGCAGAUGUUUCGAUCCGCUGUUUCCGGAAAUGGCGGCAACAGCACCGUGAAGGACUUGCGGGUCAGUCAGCAAACCUGGCUGGACUACAAGUCCGCGGUGAUGAAGUCCGUAGGUCGGAUCAAUGAGCUCGUGUCUGGAUUCGAUAUGGCCGGAGCCGAGUACAUGCAGGUGGCCAACUACGGAGUUGGAGGGCAGUACGAACCGCAUCCGGACUACUUUGGCGUGAAUCUGCCGGUGGAGUUCAAGGGAGAUCGCAUCUCCACCAGCAUGUUUUAUCUCUCUGAUGUGGAACAAGGUGGCUACACCGUCUUCCCCAAGCUUAAUGUGUUCCUGCCACCUGUCAGCGGAGCUCUGGUCAUGUGGCACAAUCUCCACCGAUCCCUGGAUGUGGAUGCGCGCACUCUGCAUGCCGGCUGUCCAGUCAUCGUGGGUUCCAAGCGCAUUGGCAACAUUUGGGUGCACUCGGGCUACCAGGAGUUCCGUCGUCCUUGCCACCUCACCUCAGACAGCUACAAGUCAGCAGGUUACCAAAACUAAGUGUAAUGUACACAUUAAAUAAAUUAAUAUCUUAGUUUAAUUGCUGCUGA